AUGGAAUUCAUUACCGAGACAAGAUACGAAGUAAAGAAGAUGGCGAACGAUUUGAGGAGAACGGAAGAAUAUAUGUUAACUAUUUUAGAUAAGCGUAAAGGUGAAAUGGACCAGAUGGUCGACAAACUUGAAAAAGGAAUGAUGAAUAUCACAGAUAGAGUUCAAAAAACGUUUGGUUACAAGACUGUAGCUUUCAGUGCUUAUAAUCCAUUCGACAAGAGUUUACAAACAAACGAAAUCCUAAUUCUUCAGUCGGUACUCAUUAACGAAGGGCAAGGAUAUGAUACUAAAAGUGGAAUAUUUACGGCUCCAACUAAUGGUCUGUAUCAUUUCACCGCUCAUGUUUGCAACACACACGCACUAGUCAUUCACUACGCUAUUGUGAAAGAUGGUGAUUGGAUAGCAAGAUCACAACAAUUUGAACAAGCCGAUGAAAAUUCACACAAAUACGCCGGCUGCAGUUCUGUUAGCGCCCUUACAAGGAUGGCAUCGGGCGAUCAAGUUUGGAUAAUGUGUACUGCUGGAUAUGGCUCAGCAGCAUUUGUUCAGAUUCACGAUGACAGCCAUCUUCGAAAUUCGUUUAUUGGUGUUCUCCUUCAUACAUAA
Messenger RNA from Ruditapes philippinarum (Manila clam), 606 nucleotides. RefSeq names its product heavy metal-binding protein HIP-like. Bases 1 to 606 code for a protein of 201 amino acids. The record is from RefSeq and is a predicted model, not a curated record. The transcript has 2 exons. Lineage: Eukaryota; Metazoa; Mollusca; Bivalvia; Venerida; Veneridae. Gene Ontology annotation, molecular function: protein binding.